AUGUUCGAGGGGCUGGUGAAGAGGCUCCUGGACACAUACCUCGCGCCGUAUGUGGACGGGAUCACGCAGAACCUACAACUAGCUGUGUGGUCGGGGAACAUCGUGCUCGAGAACCUGACGCUCAAGACCGACAUCACCGAGAAGCUCGCCCUGCCCUUCGAUGUGCAUUUCGGGAAGAUCGGACGGCUGAGCCUUACCAUACCAUGGGCCAGCCUCGGAGCGACGCCCGUCAAGGUGCUCGUGGACUCCAUCUACGUCUGCAUCGGCGGAAUCGAUAGGAACAAGACGGACGAGGAGCUCCGCAACUACGUGCGACUGGCCAAGGAGAAACUUGUUGGCAUGCUAGAGAAUGAGUACAGCGCCUUUCUCAACAGUUUGAACCAGAGGGGCAAUUCCACGUCUUCGUACCUCAUUAGAUUGUCGCAGAAAGUCCUCAACAACAUACAGAUAGACUUCACCAACAUACACCUGCACUGCUCGGACACGCGGCAUGCCUUCGGGUUCAUCAUCGACUCCAUCUCGGUGCGGAAGUUCCGCAAAGAGGACGGUAAGGAAGUGCUCAAGGUAGAUACCAGCGACACGGUAAAGGAGGAACGCGUGACGCACGUAUGCUCCCUACUGGGUUUCUCUGUAUACGAGCUACCACCUAACGCCUCUGACACGGACGAGGAUGACACCAAAAAAUCCAGUCAUGGUAGGGCAGUGAAUAGUGAAGGACGCACCGCUGAAGACGUGGAGAACGUUGCCGAAGGAAACGUAAAACGUGAUUCUGAUGCGCCCUCAGAUGUUGAUCCUUCAGGUGGCUCUGGCGACACUGCGUCGCCAGGCGUCAAUAACGCAGAGCAUCAGACAGAUGAUGCACAUACCAUCGAAAAUGCAAGUAGAAUGCAGCGAGCUGAAAGUAUGCUCCAGAAAUUCUCGUCGGGGAUGCUGGAUUGCAAUUUCUUGUUGGACAAGCUUUCCUUCCGUCUGUUCCUGGCAAUCAAUGUGAAGAACAAGUCUAUCUUCGCGUCACUGAGCGUCGGGGCGCAGGACUCUUCGGACGGCGCAGAUUCGUCUGUACCUGACUCCCUACGCGUGGUACUGUCCGUGGAGAGCCUUCGGGCUUUUGUGGCCAUGUGGAAUGAUUUCGUGAGCGAGCAUGAGCGCAGUGAAAGGUUGCUGAUGGAAAAGGCAUACACUGUAGAUCAGACGCCGGAGGGCAUGAAGGGGAUAACGCGUACAGAGUACAUCACCUUGUACGCGAAAAAGAUCAACGCACUUCACUCCGGCGGCGAACCACUCUCCGCCUUAGAGGAAGAGCGGUUGUCCAUUCUUACCGACGUCUUGCCUGCAAGGCACCUAGCUCGUUGGCGUUUUGCAUCUCAUAAGCUGACGGCUGGGGCUGCUGCGACUGAGUCUGCUAACAAGGCUCCCGCAAAGGAUUCUCGUGAACCAGAGCCGACUUCACCGAAGCCCGCAACUACCACAUGGUUCGGGUGGCUCAGAGGCGUAUCCUCAUCGAGUAAAAUGCAAAGCGUGUCCACACCUACUGUGGAUGAAGUGAAGCCGCCUGAUACAGUUGUCAAGGAUGGUAAAGCUGCUGAACGAGAACCGCCGACUGAUGCGGGAGGCAAGACUGAUGUUCUGGCCGAAGAUAACUCUGAAACCGCAAAAGGCGAACAUCGAACUCCGCUUUCUAGUGAUGCUGAAAGUAUCCCGGUUUCGGCAAGGGAUGCGGUGAACCCGGUAGACGGAAUGGUAUCGGAUGCACCUUAUGAACCCCCUGAUGGUGUGCCGGUUUUCGUAGAUUCCAGAUCCUCCGAGUUACAGAGUAGUGCGAUGUAUCAGGAUUCUGUGGGAGGCGCCACUAUGAGUGACUCUAACCAGGUGGAGUAUCUUCCAGGUGGGCUUGUGUUGACGGGUAAGGAGGUGGAGCAGCUCAUGGACGCCAUGGCCCUCGGUGAGAUGUUCGAAGAUUCAAUGGCCACCAGCAACUACUACUUCGAGUGUGCGUUUCCGCACUUCGAUUUCGUUGUUGAUGUUGGCGGACUUACUGGCGCGCCGCAGGACUCGCUCUCAGUGUCCACAGGUAACCUACAGCUGCAGGUAUACCUGAACGCUGCUGUUGACACAAGUGACCGUGAUACUUACAACGCUUCUCUCUACGUGAAUUUGGACUCGUUCGAUGUGCGUUACAAGAAUCGGGUAAUCAUGGCAUUUAUCAAGUCGGAGGAUGCUUCCUCAACGGAUGAGGAGGCGGACGUUGAUGAAGCCCAGUAUGAGCCGGCCCCGGUUGCGGACAGCUUCGCUAUUGACUUGCGAGUGGUGCAUAAAGUCACCAAUCAGGGCAAUCUUUUGACGGUGACUGGCGAAUUGAAGCCCAUGGAGACGCACCUCAUCCCCGUGGUGAUAUCGGAGUUCAUCGAGAUGCUGGUCUAUAUCCAACCGAAUGCCACACGACGCACGACCUACACCAUACCGCCAAGUGUUGUUGAUGCGUGCAAAACGCCACGCACGGUGCUGGACAACAUCAGCAUGGAUUCAUCCGUGGAUGAUGAGAUGUGGGCUGCGGAGCGCAAUGCGGCUCGCAUGGCAGUCGACCACUUGCCUGCGCUGUUCGCCUUUGACAUCAAGUUUGCGGCACCUAUCCUGAUGCUGUACAAUGGUGAAGGCGACCGUAUGAAUUUGCGUUUCGGUACGCUCAAUCUGAAGACCAACGGUCCGUGUCCAUUGUCGAACAUGUCAGGCACCAUCGAGUUGAAGGAAACGCAAGUGAGCUGUUUACGCCGAACUGCCGGUCAGAACCAGUGGUACAAUUUCCUGCGGCCGCUGCCGGUGAAGAUACACUACGAUUGCGACUUAAUGGCCAGAAACCUCAACCUCGAUGUCAUCUUCGAGGAGCUCUUCAUGCAGAGCACACCCAUUGACACUGCAGUUCUUUCGUGCGUGCCAGCGGAGAUAGUGGCGUGCUUAAUGGGGGCAAGAGCGUCCUUACGUCGUAACCGCGAAGUGAAACCCACCGUUGAGGUGGAGCCGACGAAAAGAGCUCUCGAUAAAAUACCCUUCAACGUCAAGGCCAUGAUCAUAUUCCGGCACUCCGGUUUUGCCGUGUCAAAUACGGAUGGGUGCGAUGUCUUCAGGUUGGAGGUGCACAAUGUGUCACUGGAGUUGGAGCUGUCACGAAGCAGUUUCCGUGCUGUGCUGGGGCUGGAGCGGGUCAUGGUGUCGAACCCUGCCAUGGACAUGCCUCUGUUCUUCACGCAUCUCGACUCAGUGCCUGCCGGUCGUUCUGGUUGGUUUAACGACGAUGAGGACAACGAGUUUGAGGAUGCACUGGAAGAGACCGCGAAGUCGCUGCAAGUUGAAAUAAGCAGCAACGAAUCCUUCCAGUACCGCGUCAAUGCCACCAUAACCGAGAUGGAAGGCAACUGGCAGCAUUCCAGCGUUAAAUUGAUCAUCGACACCAUUGAAGACUACAAGCAGUUAUACAUGGCCAAGGUGCUUAACCCACACGACAAACCGCAAGAUGGUGAUUUGCCGAGUGAAGCUCCAGAACCGACCACAGCUGAUGUGCAUGGCUCUGCACCUAAUACCCCCAUCGCGAAGCCGCUAUCGCCCGGAGGUGAACCUUUGCAUAUUCCGAUCUUAGGUGAAGAAGUGUCACCAGCUCUAUCAGACACGGAUGCGAUGUACAGAUUUAAUUCAGCGUUGAUACGCGGCGAAACCGUGGCGUACCCCACUGAUGGUUAUGUAUGGAGAGAGGUUGAGGAUUGUAACAUAGACUUGAAAGAACUUCCGACACUGUUGUCGGAGAAGGAACGACAUGAACACAAGGCGUUGAUCACGGUGUCCAUAAAGGGUGCCGCUGUUGUAUUUUGGAACACUGACAGUCAGGUCGAAGCUCGGUUGAGUGUAAGUGGUAUCGGGUACAAGCUGUUGAAAUAUGGCAACGGUGAAUCCAUAUCGAAUUUGGAAAUACGUACCGGGGAACUGACUUACGGUGGCCGAUGCCUUUUGUCAUACACUGACACUAAGACUCUGGAAGAAGGUUCAAAUACCGAUGACCCUCCCAUUUCUGACAAACCCCUCAUGACACUGCGUUGGAAAAUGUAUGAUAGCGCUAAACUGGGAGUGCCUUAUUCCAUGUGUAUGAGGGGAGCUCUGGAACGUAUCGUGUUUGUCUAUUUCCAGCAGGAUAUUGUGAGGCUUAUGGACUACCUUGACGAUGGUAUUUUGAGUGUCUUCAUCUCAAGGUCGUACCACAAGGUUGUACAGGUUGCGGCAUCUACGCAUAUGUUCUAUAGUUUCUCAGUGGCGUCGCCUUGCUUCUUAAUUCCAGAGAACAAAGCGAUACUGCCGACUCAUGGCAAGGACACUGUGGCCCCCGGUUCCACGCUACCGAAUAACAUAUCACGCGCCAAUACCACACGCAUAUGCGUGCCAGUCGACACUGGCGAUGAAUUCUGUGGCCAAAUGGCGAAACGAUUGAGCGGUAUUGUGGAUACUUGGUACUUCGGAUCCUACCUGCUGUUCGAGUUGGGGCACCUGUACUUUCGAAAUGGGUACACUCAGCGCGAGGAUAUUUCUCGUAAGUCUACCAUCUACCUCAAAAUGUUGGGAACGCGGGCAUCAAUCAUCGAGCAAACUGACGGUUCCGCUGAUGUGAUGGGGAAGAUACUCCAGUCGACGGAUCUUGCCGUCUGCUACAUCGGUGGUGGCAUGUUGGAACUAGGCAUUGAUUCUGACGCGUGGGUCCUUAAAUUAACGCGGAAACAACUGUCGUUCAUCAUCGACGUCUUCAACGAGAAUAUAUGCGGUUCAUCUUACAAGACUAAAAGUCACGUGAAUGUGUCCAGUUCUACAAAACCGCCAUUCCGGUGUGGCAUCCGUCUAUCAUUGAACCGCUUCGAAUUUGAUACGUUGUUUGCUCCGGAGAAGCCUCUAGCCAGCUUGAAAUUUGAUGGUAUCACGGUAUGUCUCAACUUCGGAGUGGAUACUGCCCGCAUGACGUCGUGUUACCAGUUCGGACUCUGCGGUAAGACACUGACGGUUGACGACGAGCGGCGUGAUUCGGUGAACGUCCAUCGCCGCUUGUUGCACUGUUUUGUGCAUGACGGAGAUGCGGCAUCGUCAGACCUUGAUGAUGACGCACGUGCCAUGGAACCAAGUGUGACUCGCCUUUUACAUAAUUGGCUGCGCCAGUACAAGAACAGCACGGGACAUGACUUCUUCAGUAAUGCGUCAUCGGCAGAUAUUUAUGGCAUAAAGGUGGUUGUUGUGAACGAGAAUAAUCAGACCUGCGUGGAUUGUAUGGUGGCUAACGCUGACAUCUCCUUGUUAUGCAUUCAUGCCAUGGACCUUCUGAGGUAUUUCACCUUGUCGUACAGCAGCAGCUCGAUGGCACUGUGCCCCAAACAAUCGCAUUCCACGCAAACUGUGUCUAACGCAAAGAUCUACACCUUCAUUUUCAAGGCCACUAAUGGGAAGUUCAUUGCCUUCACGAGGAUGGAUUCAACAAGCUAUCCGCAGCUGGAACUCAGUACCGAUUUCUUCCUGGAAAUGACACUGCAAAACGGUUCAUUUAACUUUUUGAAAGUUGAUGUGCUGGGUUGCAAGUUGGAACGUGUCUACCCCGUCACUGCCAAUCGGCAGGUUUUGUGUAGUUGCCUCGAGGUCUACGGAAGCGGACAGUACGUGAGUGAGCCGCAGGGCUACAAGAUGUUCUUCAACUUCACGAUUCCGCCGUCCAACCUCACGCUGUACACGAAGGAUUUGAGUGUCAUCUUGGCAGCUGUGGCUGCCGUCUUGACGGAUGGGCCUUCAGCCGCACCGCCCAAGGAUGAAAGUGAUUCGAACGUAGACGGUGUCGGCACGCCGGGGCGGUUCAUUUCGGUCAGUUUCAACGUCAAGGGGAUCAAGAUCACAUUUUUCGACGAUAUGCGCAAGUGCCUGAUACCCAUGAUGCGUCUGUCGGUGGCAAGUGAGAACAUCGAGUACAUGAGCCUUCCUAUAGAAAAGCGGUACACGGUCGUGCGAUGCUCAACCCGUCUGGAAUACUUCAACGCCAUCAUUGGUGAUUGGGAACCUUGCCUGGAGCGUUGUAACUGCAGUCUUGAAUACACCAACAACAUAGGAACUGAUCGCAGGGGGCGCAGGCAAGGUAGAAUUCUGCGGCCUGGCAGUGAGGAUGAGUGGAAGGAUUUCAUUCCCAACAAGGUGCUGAAAGUAUCCAGUGCCCACAACAUCCUCAUAAACAUUACUCCAAGUCUCUGCCAGCUCUUGCUGUGGUUUAUUCCUAUGUUGACGAACAACAUCCAGCGUGGUUUGGUGUAUACGGAUACGGUUGAGGAAGAGGCUGACCCGCAGGUGGAGAACAGUGCCUAUCGGUAUGUCAACUUAACGGGUCAUGACUACUACGUGUUUGCUUUGCAAAGCACCGGCGAUUCUACAGGUGGCAUCAAGGGCCUCCGUGUUGUAGAAAAGUCGUGCGUUCCUCAAGAGUUGGAUUCCGUAGUGAGCUUCGUGAGCACCGACAACAGUAGCAGCGCGUGCAUCUACGUGCUCGCGUGCCCGCCCCCCGCUCAGGUCACUGCAAUUUGUAAUGAGCUGGGUAUAGAAAACCGUGAGCCCAUCAUCCGUGACUUGAUGGUGACGCGCAGCGCCGCUAAAACACGGGCAAAUAUGAUCCAUAGCAGAUCAUAUUUGCCGUCAAGUUACGCGGUGCCCUUCGAAAAUGGCACUGUAGCAUCUAUGGUGCCGUUGGCGCGUAACUGUUGCGUUUCUCUCAAAAGCCCUAUCGAAGACCUUGCAGGUCUCUACAACAAAAACACGCUGAUCUGCGAAGUCAAGAGCCCUCACCCAUCGCACAAGCUGCUCAUGUUCACCUCCACGGUGCGAGUAUACAACAGGAGCGGCAUGCCGUUGCUGUUGUGUUUCCUCGAUCAAAAGAUGAACGUUAUGUCGGUGUCCAGCCUUAAAACGCGUGGCGCACCAAUAUCGAUUCUUGACAAGGGUGGUCCUACCGGUGAUGAGUUUGGAGAGACCACGACGGUUCAUUUCCCCGAGUCUAACGUGAACUAUUUGCGUUUACAACAGGAAGAGGUGGGGUACACGAUGCUGCUUGAACACAACCAUUUCGCUUCUGUGCCUGAGUGCGUUUUCCAAGGCCCCGCGCAUGCUGUGAUGAGCUUCUUGCCGGCACCACUGGCGAUGAACCGUCCCUUCAUGGAGGCAUUUUUCGACCGUGCCAAACGUCAGGAUGGGUCACGUGCUGAGGCGUGGAUGAAACUAUCCAACACUAGCGGAUGGUCCAAGCUCAUCGACAGUUCGCGCCACAUGGGUACACGUGUCCGGCAGUGCUAUUGUCCCGGGUUCACCAAGUCAAGCUUCCUGUACUACGUGGUCUCGGUGGUGAAACGUCGAAGUGCCUUCCCGGCCAAUAUCGAAAUGCGUGAUAUUGUUAUCUACCCCGCCUUGAGUGUAAUGAACACGCUGCCAAUGGAGAUUGAUGUCUGCUUGGGGGCAAAUGACCGGGUUUCUGAGGACAGCACCUCUAGCUCGAAGAAGACAGGCAACUACAUAGAGGAGUCCCUUACACUGUUGCGUGAGUCCAUCACCCACAUCUACUCACUGCCGCCGAACGAAUCUUUGAGCUUCAUGGCUAAGAUAUGCUACAGCGGAUCAAAUGUGUGGUCUGAUCGUAUUACCAAGAUAUACGGUACAUCGGAAACGCACACGAUGCUGAACCUUCCGAUUAAGGGCAUGGCACCUGUGGAAGUAGAGCUCAUCCGCUACCCUGGCGGCCUGCCGGCUUCCUCUACAUCUUUCCAGGGGCAUCUGAGCUUGAUUAUCAACGCGCCCUGGUGGUUCAUCGAUCGCACUGGUCUGGGAAUAUCGUUCCAGAAGCGUCUCCCGCGUGCUGUUAUGCGUGGGCUCUCCUUCUUGUCGUCGGAGAACCAGGACGACACGUUACACUUGUGCGUCAACAGAAAGGCGAUAGACAAGGUGGAGAGCAACGUUAGAAUGCCCGCGGUUGGCGGUUAUUCGUAUACCAUCGUGGAGAGUGGCGGAAAGCGUCAUUCUGUGUGUCUGGUGACGGAGAAAAUAAGCAUAAGUGGACUAUCGAACCAUGUGACAUGCCGUAUAACGUCAGCGAUUCCAAGCUUCGUGUUCACCAACAACCUCAAAAGCUCCAUCUCAAUUCGCAAGGAUUCGCGUGCCCCGCCUAUGAUCGUGGAGAGUGGCCAGAGUGUGGCUGUGCCGUGGGUGCUUUCAAAGACAGUGGCCGAUCCCACGAGCGUUGUUUCCAAUGUGGCGCCAAUAGAGUUCAAAGUCAGCGAGGAAGCUCAGUGGAGUACCCCAAUCAUACCUUCUGAGAGCCACUCAGGUAAAACGUACAUGUGCGUGAAGCAGGAAAAGAGCAACAAGCCGCUGGUGUUCUGCAUUUCCGUUGUUCCAAAGGGUGGAACCAAGUACUGUUCUAUCGCAUACCCGGAGUGCAACAAUGAAGGUUUCGUGCUCUGCAACCAGUGUCCUUACAUAAAGGCGGCUAUGGUGCGCACAUUCCACCAGGGCGGCGAUUCUGGAACGAAGGGCAAUGGAGUAUACUUCACGGCCAAAUAUGGGCAGACUGUACAUUUCGGGUGGCAGCAGCCGUUCUUGAACAAGACGCGCUUGUGCCAGGUUAUGCUCUGGUUGGACAAGAAUACUGUCGCCCCAAUUAAGCCUUUGGUGAUUAACAUUGGGUCGCCCGCCUUCCGCUACCGUCAGGUUGAGGUGACAACGCCAGAGUAUGCCAGCAAUCACGCGGUGCUCGUCUCCGCCGAGAACCGAGGUGACUACAUCGCCAUCGAUAUUAAGCCAUCGGGACAGUACUUGGAAGUUACGCGGACGUUGAACAACCACCGCGCCGAACACUCAAGUUCAAGCAGUAACCAAACUGAAUCCGGAUCGUUGUCGCGGUCUCGAAAUUCAGAGAACGGUGACAACACUCCCGACCACCGGCACACCGCAGAUCCUCGUGGUCCUUUGGAUUUGAACACCGAACUCCUGAAAAAUUCAGAGAGUGUUCUGGAAAGCAACGACUCGGAAUACGAUGUUGUUGCGGACACACGCAGCCUGCAGAUACAGGUGCAACUGUCCCAAAUCGGGUUGAGUUUGGUAUCGCAUAACCUACAUGAGGAGCUGUUCUUCCUAGAAAUGUCAACAGUGUCAUUCGUCUCUCUCUUCAAUGGCGACCAUCAGCGCCUGGAGCUGCGCAUUAGUGACAUACAGAUCGACAACCAAGCCGAGGAAAAGCAUGCGGAUGAGGAGCAAUGUUCCACUAUUCUUGUUAAUCGUCGCAAGACGUCCGGGCAAGAACAUCAACGGCACUUUUUGCAGAUUUACAUAGAUCGGCCUUUCGCAAGUUGUAAAGACUUGUGUCUAAAGAAGGUAUUUAUUGCUCUUGACGACCUCGAGGUGGACAUUUCGGAUGUUCUGCUUACCCGCGUCUACAACUUCUACAAGGAGUGCAUGAAGUGUAUGGGUAACUGGGGCCCUCAGGAAAAAAUUGAUCUGCGGACGAUUGAUUCGUGGGUGCAGAGGGAAUCGCUGGAGAAGCUAUCUUCAUUGGAGAAAAACCCUGUGCCUCCCCGCACCUUUGAUCUGGAGAAGUUGCACAUGCUCGGUGACCUUAUGCGCGUGGGACUGCGGAUUAUAUGUGUUUCGCGUCAUUUCGAGCUCAUGGGGGCGCCUCUGCAAUUCCAGCAGGAGUACUUCUGUAACUCGCGUGGUUCUGUACGUUCGUUCUACGAAGAGAUCAAAGACAAGUACGUCCAUGCUGCUUUGAGCUGCAUAGGGUCACUGCUAGGGUACAGUUCGCUGCUAAACAUCCCCAAGAUCCCCAUAAAUGUCGGUCGCAACACUCUCGAGUUCGCCGCGGAAGCUGUUGACAGCGUCAGCUCGGGCAUCGGAAGCUUGCUCUCCAAGUUCACCUUCGACAACGAGUACAUUAACAAGCGCCAGCGCGAUCGUAUGAACAAGCCGUCAGGCAACAUGCGUGACAGUAUCGUGUCGGCUGGCAAGAGCAUCGGUGAAGGAUUCAUGUCACUGACUAACAUCGUCACCAAGCCUAUUGAGGGAGCCCAAAAGGGUGGCAUGGGCGGAUUCAUCCGCGGCCUCGGCAAAGGCCUGGCUGGCUCCAUAGUGAAGCCCAUCGACAAAGUGGGACAGGCUGUGUCGCACGUGUCGCGAACGAUCAAGGUCAACAUGUCGCGCCAGUUGGAUGGGCAGCGCUGGUCCGCGGAGCCAUGCCGUUGGCCUCGCAUGCUAUGGGGAGAAUACUCUCAGCUGAAGCCUUACAGUUUGAGCGACGCAGAGAUAAAGCAGCAGCUUGGCCACAAGUUUUCAAAGCAUAUCGUCCACUGCGAGACCGUGUCGAAGCAGAGCCAUCCCCCAAGCCACAUUGCGCUCCUCUUCUAUCCGUCGAAGGUUUAUUAUGUUGACCUGAAGCCGAAGCCAACCAUAUUGUGGAAGGUGUCGAUCGCAGACAUUCAGGAGUGCCGCGCAUCUUGCUACGGCGUUAUCAUACGCGUCUCUGACACAACCCUUCAGGUGCCCUGCACCAACGCCGGGAUCGUCUACUCGAUCUUCGUCGCGCUGCAGAACGCAAAGCGCCAGUCGAAGUCAUCGAUUGUCAUCGGACCUGAGCUGUUCGAGUCGUACAAGUGA
Messenger RNA from Babesia ovata, 10692 nucleotides. RefSeq names its product VACUOLAR PROTEIN SORTING-ASSOCIATED PROTEIN domain containing protein, putative. The transcript is spliced from 2 exons. The coding region runs from base 1 to 10692 and encodes 3563 amino acids. Gene Ontology annotation, cellular component: extrinsic component of membrane. The record is from RefSeq and is a predicted model, not a curated record. NCBI's taxonomy places the organism in Eukaryota, Apicomplexa, Aconoidasida, Piroplasmida, Babesiidae. Gene Ontology annotation, biological process: protein targeting to vacuole; protein retention in Golgi apparatus.